Molecule: messenger RNA, 198 nt
Organism: Wyeomyia smithii (pitcher-plant mosquito)
Lineage: Eukaryota; Metazoa; Arthropoda; Insecta; Diptera; Culicidae
Product: NADH dehydrogenase [ubiquinone] 1 alpha subcomplex assembly factor 8
Exons: 1
Coding region: 1-198 (65 amino acids)
Biological process (GO): mitochondrial respiratory chain complex I assembly
Cellular component (GO): mitochondrion
Source: RefSeq, a predicted model, not a curated record
AUGGAGUCAGUGAAAAGGGCGAACCAAAGACUGCGCAAUUAUCCUUUACUGCUGAGUAAAUGCUCGGUAACUGCGGCCGCGUACGCUGCUUGUGUGACGACGGAUCUAAAUGUGUCUCACAAGCUGUGUGAGAAGGAAUUUCAGCUUUUUAAGCAGUGUUUGCAAAAGGCAGCCAGUGAGAUGAAGACGAGACUAUGA